AUAGUCGCGGCCGCCAUUUUGGAGUGAAAUGCUAACUGGAUAACAGCACAGAAUCACAAAAGCAAACAAAAUGACAACGAAAGAGAAGGCAAAGUGGAAUAAACGAACGCAAUGUUCGGCAAUACACUGCAAAAACUAUCAGUGUAGCACUACAGAGGUUGCCUUCCAUCGUUUUCCCAAAGACCCUGACAGGUGUGCCAGGUGGGUGCUUCAUCUCAGGAAUGCAUCUUUGUUGGGGAUAAGCCCUCUGCAGCUCAAUCAAAACUACAGGGUGUGCAGUGCACAUUUUCACUCUAGCCAGUUUAAGAGAGCAUGUGAUGUCCAUGCGGGAUUGAAAUGGAAUGCAGUGCCCACAAUGGUUAAAGAUCCAGACCCACCACUCCCAUUGGACUUGAGGUUAAGGAGAAAGCGAUCAAAGACACAUCAGAAGUUACCACUAAAGAAACGCCAAAAAAAAAUAGUUUGCCUGGCAAAUGUGGUCUCAUCCACUGCAGACAGUGUUCAACAACCCCCUGAUUCAGUUGUUCACCCACCGACAGCUGUUACCUCACCUGAUGCUCCUGUAGCAGGACCUUCGAUGCCACUGACACCACUGUUGCCAACAGCCGUUGAACCUUCUGAGAAGGAACGUGCCCUGAAGUUGAAGAUUAGGAAUCUGAGUGCACAGGUGUGCAAACUGAAGGCGAAAAUGAGGAAAAUGACCCCGCUGAGGAAGACCGUGAAUGCCGGUAUGAAUAAGGCGUUCGUGAUGGAGCAGUUGAAGAAACUCUUACCAGCCAAAGCAUAUGCUUUUGUGAGCACACAGAUACGUGCGUCUCAGCGGAAGGCUCGUGGUUUUCGGUGGAGCACUCAGGACAAAGCUUUCUUCUUGUCUCUGCUACAUGCCAGUCCAAGAUGUUACUCGCUGCUGUUGAAAGUGUUUUUUAUGCCAUCUGUCCGCACACUGCAGAAGCUUGUGAAGUCUGGUGCAGUUCCACCAGUCACUGCUAAUGCGGAAGCUGAGCAGGUCGAGAAGCCAAUGGACUGUAUACUAGAUGAUCAGUUUGAUUCCCAACAAGUAUCUUCUUUUAGUUCUGAUGAUCAUGAACAAUGAUGCUGGAGUCUGAAGUCAACAUCCCUGAGGGUGUCCUAUCAAAACGUGUCCUGGACCUGCUGAGAUGCAUUGCUGUGUCUUUUAUGCUGUAAUUGCCAUUUUUUGGACACAGUGGCUGUGUUUUUUGUUUGUUUUAUCUCUUUAACAAACAUUAAAAUGCAAAAACUGUUUACUGUCAA
Molecule: messenger RNA, 1272 nt
Organism: Megalobrama amblycephala (Wuchang bream)
Lineage: Eukaryota; Metazoa; Chordata; Actinopteri; Cypriniformes; Xenocyprididae
Exons: 5
Coding region: 71-1093 (340 amino acids)
Molecular function (GO): sequence-specific DNA binding
Source: RefSeq, a predicted model, not a curated record